AUGUCGGAGUGGGAGAGGCAGCGCCUGCCGCGCAUUCAGGGUGUGGCGGCGUUUCGAAAAGGCGAUAUUUACGCGAUGCCCGCUGUGCCAGCAGCCUAUCGUACUACUAAACCGCGCCCUAACCCGUACACUAACCCAGAAAUGCUUGGCCGCAUCUACUCCUCGAGCAUACCAUACCACACCACGGACAGAGCCGCGAGCACAUACGGUUGCGCAGUCCAUGUGGGCCGUCUUCGUGGUGUGCCCGCCGGAAACUGGGCAGUACCAAGAAAGGAUCUGCACCGCAGCCCUCCACACCAUCUGAUGCCUCUCGCAUCUUCUUACCCGGCGCCGGUCGGAUACUUCACCGAUGCAUUGCACUUCGCACAGGUCGUGGAGGAGUCUCAGCGAACAGCCAUCAAAUUCGAAGAGCGUCGCUACUGGUUGCGCUUGCUGGACCACUACGCGACUCGCGCGCGGAGGACUGUGCCUACUUCUCAGCAGCCACGACUUCUCGCCUGGGAAGCGGAGUCGCCCCAGCGCGUGGAGACACCCAAGCCUCCCAUGUCCAUCAUGGUAGCCUACGAGUCUGUGUCACCUGUGCCAGAAGGCAGCCUCAAGAUUGGCAGCCAACACAUUCUCUCCCUGCCGCGCCUACGCGUACUGCGGCAGGAGAAGUCCUAUGGCAUAGCCAAGAGUGCUAUCUCCCCGCACACAGACAGCGUGCGUGAAGUUGGCACCGCUGCGGGAAAACAGUCCUCGCCUUCUCUCUUCCUCGCCGAUGAACAGCUACCGCGUCUGCCUGCAGAAGAGGCGCAUCUUUCCACGCUAUCUGCGCAGUUCGCUGGGCCGCCACGUCUGAAUAUGUCAACACCCGAUGACCGAGACGCGGUUGACCUGUGCGAGCUUCGAGAGCAGGAAGCCCCUCCGUUGAAGGACACACUUUUCGCGCCAUGUCCAAUUCCGGCGUCCUCCUCCCGUGGCUGCAGCAAGCCAACGUCGGUUGUGGCGUCACUCUCGGCGUUUAUAGUGGAGGCGCCGGUGCGUUGUGCCGUCGAGCACGACGAUUCGCGGACGCCAUUGGAAGCGGUGUCAGCAGUCGGCGCACCACGCGACAACAAAGAGACGUCGGCCCACCUCGAUACGCGGCGCACUGAGCACCUGCUUGACGCGGCGCGGAGCGCUGAUGCACACAAGAGCUUGCAAGAGCUACAAACGCCUCAGCUCACUGCGCAGGAAGAGCGGCUGCUUCAGGAGUGCACCUCUGUGAAAGAGGAGGUGCAUAGUAGCGAGAGCGUGACCUUUGCCGAUCCAGCGGAGCUGUGUGCACUGCGCACGGCAGAGGCCAUCGCACUGGUCAGUUCCCUCUUCUUAACCACAUCCAGUCCCCUGCCUCGAUUGGGGAGCGGUGAGGCGACAUCGGUGAAGUCACUCGCCGACGCCAUAGUGCUGACCGAGAACGAAGUCACAGCGAACUCACCGUCAUCGGUGCCACCAGCUCGAACCCCUCGCGCCACCCAAGGGAACUUGAAGCAACUGCCGUGGCAGGUGUCUCGGACGAUAGUGGACUCCAUCUUGGCUUCCACCGCUGCGGUUGACAGUGCACCGAUGCAUAGCCUCGAGACGUACUCCGCAUACGAGGUGGAGGAGCCCGCCAUUGCUGUCACUCUCUUCCACCCACCCCUGCCUCUUCAGACGUUCCUCGAGGAUCACCACGCUAGCGCCCUGCUUCCUCCGGCACCUGCUUCAGCCGAUAAGGGGGACUUGUAUCAGCUGCGUCACCAGCUCGCCCAUGAACUGGUCAUGCUGGUAACGCAGUCCACUCAUACCACCUAG
Messenger RNA from Leishmania braziliensis MHOM/BR/75/M2904, 1815 nucleotides. RefSeq lists its product as hypothetical. The record is from RefSeq and is a predicted model, not a curated record. Bases 1 to 1815 code for a protein of 604 amino acids. NCBI's taxonomy places the organism in Eukaryota, Euglenozoa, Kinetoplastea, Trypanosomatida, Trypanosomatidae. The transcript has a single exon.